UUUCGGGGGACACUGGGGAAAAUUUUCGUGUACUAAUUGGUCUCCUGCCGUGACGUCCGCCCUUUAAAAACCCACGCGUGCUCAGCGCGUGCUUCAUGUUUUAGUCGCGCUCGAUGAAUGAAGGACAUGGCCUUUUCUCUUCUCCGCUACAUCCUGUCGGCUCAUGGAUCUACGGAGUCUACAAAUCAGGAAUUUCAGCCCUGGAAGGAUUACAUGGGUCUGGCAGACAUGAUCAGAGGUAUGCAGCGGCCAGCAGAGCAGUCAGACGCGGACGAUGACCAGAGCGAGCGAGCCGCCGCCGCGCACCUGGAGUCUCCAAGCGGCCCGACGGGAGCGCACGCGACCGUGUCGACGGAGAAAAGAAACCCGGAACGCGGCAGGAGGACCAGUAGCCCAUCCGAGAAAAAGUUCUGCAGCUUCUGCAAACACAACGGAGAGACUGAAGCGGUGUUUACCUCACACUGCUUAAAAGACCGCGCUGGAGACGUGAUGUGCCCCUACUUGAGCCAGUACGUGUGUCCCCUGUGCGGAGCCACCGGGGCCAAAGCGCACACCAAGAGAUUCUGCCCGCUCGUGGAUGAAGCUUACAGCUCCGUGUACGCCAAGGCAACAUGGUGAACCGGGCAUUUCUGACCCACGGAAGACCUGGCCACGGUAAACGAGAAAAUUAGAUUGAACAUUUUUACGAGAGGUUUUAAUAUUUAAGUUUUAACUGUUUGAUUCGUAAUGGCUUGUGUGUAAGUUUGCAUGCACGUGUGCUUCCACGGUUCGAUUGUGCACUUUUAUCUUCCUCUGUUUCUUUAAAUUGUGUGCAGUGGUGUUGUGUGUUUCACUGUUUUUCUUUUCAACAAACUUGUACACAAGCAAAUAGGCUCGCUACAGGUGCAACCGCGUUUAACCACUGUCUGUACAAAAACUAGCUUGCCCUUGUUUAAUUUGAUAAAGACAUUAUUUGAUAAUACUUUUAUUGUGAUACUCUGUGGUACAAUAUAGAUUAUAAAACUUUUAAUGUUAAUAUUUAGGUGUGUUUUACUGUUGAGGGCUGCCUGUGUUUUGCCUCAAUAACAAAAAACUAAAUCUUGUUUUAUUUCUCUCUCCACUACAUUUAUAUUUCCUCUUAUGUUUGAGAACAUGCUCAUCAGGUUUUGUUCGGAUGGCAUCAGGAAAUUCAUGUACAUUUCUGUUUAAAAUGAUGUUGUACUUUGUGAUGGAACAAAAGAAAAUGAACAGAAACCUGUUCAGUGGACUUUUGGAAAUCUGUGUGUACGGAUCACAGCACUUCAACUGAAAUUGGUUUAGUUUGACCAUUUUUGAUGUCUGGUUUUACAAAACAUGAUUUGACAAUCAAACAGCACAACAACAUCAGGAAUGAGUCAUUUAUGCAGAAUGUGUUUUGAACAAGAAUUUGGACAGAUUUAUGGCUGGACCUUUGAAGACAGGUUGCUAAGGUUACGACCCUUCAGUCUGGGGGUCACACUCUGUGAUUGACAGAAUUACAAUGUUUAUUUCUCUGCUUGAACCUCCUAAGAAAAGUGUUAACUUUGCCUUGCUAAAACAGAGCAACUCUAUGCAAGUUGUGCUUUUGCUCUUCAACCCAGACUUCAAACAAGUGUAACAGAUCUGUUGUGAACAAGUGACUGCUGGCAAACUCUGACUACAGCUAAAUCACUCUGAACGGCUUAGUGCGAAUAUCUACAUACUGUGUUUUUUUUUUUUUUUGUUUUUGUUCUCUACACUAUCUUUUCUGCCUUGCUCCCUAAAUCCAGUCUUCCU
Messenger RNA from Cyprinus carpio (common carp), 1773 nucleotides. RefSeq names its product nanos homolog 3 (gene nanos3). Gene Ontology annotation, molecular function: mRNA binding; zinc ion binding. The record is from RefSeq and is a predicted model, not a curated record. Lineage: Eukaryota; Metazoa; Chordata; Actinopteri; Cypriniformes; Cyprinidae. Gene Ontology annotation, cellular component: perinuclear region of cytoplasm. Gene Ontology annotation, biological process: oogenesis; negative regulation of translation.